Molecule: messenger RNA, 572 nt
Organism: Colias croceus (clouded yellow)
Lineage: Eukaryota; Metazoa; Arthropoda; Insecta; Lepidoptera; Pieridae
Product: cuticle protein 64-like
Exons: 2
Coding region: 119-460 (113 amino acids)
Source: RefSeq, a predicted model, not a curated record
AGAGGGGUUAGGUCCGCUUAGGGCGCGUAUAUAAGCACUAGGUCCCGCAGAACUAGUGUCUGUUAGAUAUCUAGCUCACUUGAAACCACUCAGUUUUAUUUACUUUAAAUUAUUUAAAAUGAAAGCUAUCGUGAUUGUACUCCUGCUCGUAGCAGCCGUCUACGGCGCGGAGGAGAAGAAAGAGAAGCGUGGCCUGCUCGGGCUCGGCUACGGAGGGCUCGGCCACGGCCUGUACGGGGGCCACGGACUCGGCCUCUACGGGGGCCACGGGCUCGGCCUCUACGGGGGCCACAGCAUCGGCUACUCCGCGCCCAUCGUCAGCCACAGCGUGGCACUCCCGGCUCCCAUCAUAAGCCAUAGCAUCGCUGCCCCAGUGCUCGACCACGGCCUGUACGGCCACGGUAUCUACGGCCAUGGGCUCGGUGCUCCCCUCCUGGGACUCGGCCACGGCUGGCAUUAGGGCCUACGCCCCCGUAUUCAAACACCUCGCACGAGCGAGCGAUAUGGUACAGGUUACCACGUCAGUGCCAAAUUAGUAUUGUGAGUUAAGGUCAAUAAAUUUAUUAAAUGUA